Gekko japonicus is the source of this 1702-nucleotide messenger RNA. It is a transcript of the gene ZDHHC14, whose product is annotated as zinc finger, DHHC-type containing 14. The coding region runs from base 197 to 1675 and encodes 492 amino acids. NCBI's taxonomy places the organism in Eukaryota, Metazoa, Chordata, Lepidosauria, Squamata, Gekkonidae. Gene Ontology annotation, cellular component: endoplasmic reticulum; Golgi apparatus. Gene Ontology annotation, molecular function: protein-cysteine S-palmitoyltransferase activity. The transcript is spliced from 9 exons. Gene Ontology annotation, biological process: peptidyl-L-cysteine S-palmitoylation; protein targeting to membrane. The record is from RefSeq and is a predicted model, not a curated record.
AUUUUGUUGUAAAGAAGGGAAAGACUGUGUGCUUACUAGUUCUGAAAUGACAGCUUUAGUCUCUCAGCAGUUAACUGGGUAUUAUACAAAGCUGUGACAAACUUUUAAAACUAAAAUUACUAGUAGUGGCUUCUGGGAAACUUUCUCUUGAAAAGGAUUAGUUUGGGGGACUGUUCCCCUUCCUCAUUCUCCCUUGAUGACUCCCGGCGGUGGUGGUGGAGGGCCCAUGAAAGACUGUGAAUACAGUCAGAUCAGCACUCACAGCUCCUCUUCUCCCAUGGAGUCUCCCCAUAAGAAAAAGAAAACAGCUUCUAGGAGAAAAUGGGAGGUCUUCCCUGGGAGAAACAAGUUUUUUUGCAAUGGAAGGAUCAUGAUGGCUCGUCAGACUGGAGUCUUCUACCUGACACUUCUUCUCAUCUUGGUUACCAGUGGACUCUUCUUUGCCUUUGAUUGUCCAUAUUUAUCAGAUCAGAUUACACCUGCUAUACCUGCAGUAGGCGCAGUUCUAUUCUUUUUUGUGAUGGGGACCUUGCUACGUACUAGCUUCAGUGAUCCUGGAGUCCUGCCCCGUGCAACGCCAGAUGAAGCAGCAGAUCUGGAAAGACAAAUAGAUAUUGCAAAUGGUUCCAAUUCGGGAGGGUAUCGUCCACCUCCCAGAACAAAAGAAGUAGUGAUUAAUGGGCAGACAGUAAAAUUGAAAUACUGUUUUACCUGCAAGAUUUUCCGUCCUCCUCGUGCCUCACAUUGCAGCCUUUGUGAUAACUGUGUAGAACGGUUUGAUCACCACUGUCCCUGGGUAGGCAACUGUGUGGGGAAAAGAAACUACAGAUUUUUUUAUAUGUUUAUUUUAUCUCUGUCCUUUCUGACAGUUUUUAUAUUUGCAUUCGUUAUCACCCACGUCAUCCAUCGAUCUCAGAAAACAGGGUUCUUAAGUGCACUCAAGGACAGUCCUGCAAGUGUGCUGGAAGCUGUGGUGUGUUUCUUCUCCGUAUGGUCCAUUGUUGGACUCUCAGGUUUUCAUACUUAUUUGAUCAGCUCCAAUCAAACAACAAAUGAGGAUAUUAAGGGAUCUUGGUCCAGUAAAAGAGGUAAAGAGAACUACAAUCCAUACAGCUACAGCAAUAUUUUCACCAACUGUUGUUCUGCACUUUGUGGGCCCCUCUCUCCCAGUUUGAUUGACAGAAGAGGAUUUAUACAGCCAGAUACUCCACAGCCAGCAGCACCUUCAAAUGGCAUUACAAUGUAUGGGGCAACACAGUCUCAAAGUAAUAUGUGUGAUCAAGAUCAGUGCAUUCAGAGCACUAAAUUCGUUUUGCAGGCUGCUGCCACACCACUACUCCAGAGUGAGCCCAGCAUUACUAGUGAAGAGCUGCCUUUGCCGGGAAAGACCACUAUCAGUGCUCCCUGUGCCACGUUAACACUAGGGCAGCCGACUCCACCCUCCUCCAUGCCAAAUCUCACAUCAGAAACAGGUUUGUCAGACAUGAUACCAUUGAAGGAGGAUCCUGAAAGUCAUCAGUUCCUUACUCCUGAAGAAGCUCCAUCACCGCCUGGAAUGUUGCCAUUGGGGAGUCCUGUGACACAUAGCCAUACCAUGCAUGUCCUCAGCCUAGCCAGCCAAGACUCAUUGCAUGAAGACUCAGUGCGUGGCCUUGUGAAACUCAGCUCAGUCUGAACAAUUUUAAAUAUGACUCUCAUUAUA